GAAAAAAAAAAAAAAGCGAAAGGCAAGAGGGAGAGCCAAUGAUCCCUCAGGCAUCCCAACAAGUCUGGACGGUUCCGCUGCUGCUUAGUUAAGCCGAGUCGAGGAACGGAGCCUCACGGAUCAGAAUGGCUUCAGCUAUUCAUCAUCAGCAUGUUACCUCACCACUAGACACGUUCUGCACUUAGACGCGCUAAAUUAACGCUGUCAGAAGAUUUGGGUGACAUUACUGCGGGUUACUCACUUUCACGGAUUUCCUCCGUCCCUAUCAUCGCUGACAGGUGGACAUCACCGGGUUACAUUUCUACGUUGAACAUACCGGUGCAAAGGAAGAAGAGGGAGAGAGGAUAUGCCACAGGUGGAACGGUUGGAUAGGACGUGAACAAGUAUUUGGUCCAGAGGAGCUGCUACACAGAGAAUUGUAGGAGUCGUCAGGUAGUAAAGAUGUGGGGCUGGUUUCUGCCUGUGGCGGUCCUACUGUCAUCUGUAAACCAGGCUAAGGCUCAGGGCCGGUGUAAUAACGCUCAGGCAGCAGACAUCGUCUUCCUGAUCGACGGAUCCUCCAGCAUCGGCAAGCUCAACUUCCUGCAGGUGAAAGGCUUGAUGGUGGGCGUGGCCAGGCCUUUCAUCAGCAAUGUGGGCCAAUCAGGAGUCCGCUUCGGGGCCGUGCAGUACAGCGACACGUCGAGGGUUGAGUUCACGUUCACCACCUACCUGAACGGCACGGAGCUGCUCCAGGCUCUGGAGAACCUCACCUACAAGGGCGGGAACACUCGCACCGGGGCCGGCCUCAAGUUCGUCGCGGACAACUUCUUCAACCCCGCGACCAGUCGGGACGUCCCAAAGAUCGUCAUCCUGAUCACGGACGGCAAGUCCCAGGACAGCGUGCAGGAGCCCGCCCAGAGGCUGCGGAGCCAGGGGGUCAUCGUGUUCGCAGUCGGUGUGAAGAGCGCCGACCGGAGCGAGCUGGGGCUGAUCGCCUCCGAGCCGCGGCGCGACUUCACCUCCUUCGUGGGCGAGUUCAAGCUGCUGAACACGCUGCUGCCCCUGGUGGGCCCGCGGGUCUGCUCCAGCGCCGGGGGCGUGUACGCCAGCGACGAGGCCUACUCUGGUCCGUCCAACGUUCAGUUCGUGGGCCAGACCUCUGAUUCGCUGAGGUUCCGCUGGAGUCCGGCUGGAGGGCCCGUGAGUGGCUACGUGGUCCAGUACACGCCUUUGUCCGGCCUGGGACAGCCAAUCACCGCAGACUUACGUCAGGAGACGGUGUUGGCGAACCAGCGGUCCUUCACGGCCCGGGAGCUGCGGUCGGGGACGGACUACCUGGUGACGGUGAUCGCCCAGUACCCCAACAGUGUGGGCGAGUCCACGUCCGCCAAGCAGCGCACCAGGUCCUUGCCCGGGGCGUCCAGUAUGCGCCUGGUCCAGGCUGGGUUCUUCUCUCUGUCUCUGGCCUGGGAGCGCCCCUCCACCUCCUUCCAGGGUUACAGGCUGACCUACGGCCCGCGAGGACAGGCCUCCAGCCAGCUGCAGACGCUCACCCUGCCCGCGGACACCUCCUCCACCACCCUGGAGGGGCUGCAGCCCGACACAGAGUACGCCCUCAGCCUCUACCCGCUGUUUGCACGCAACGCCGCCCCGCCGUCCAACCUCACCGCCCGCACCCUGCGUCUGGAGCCUGUGCAGCAGCUGGUGGUGGACACGGAGUCGGAGAGCAGUGUGCGUGUGCGGUGGAGGGGCGUGUCCGGGGCCCGGAUUUACCGGCUGGUCUGGGGGCCGUUCACUGGCCGUGCUGUGGACACCGUGGAGGCGGCCGGGAGCCGGGAGUCCCACUCUCUGACCGGCCUGACCGCCGACACGGAGUACAUCGUCACGGUGAUCCCGAUCUACGAGACCAGCACUGAGGGCCCCGCCACCACCGCCAGGUUCAAGAUAGAGCGGCAGGAGCAGCAGGUCCUCAGGGCUGAGCCCUCCAGCCCCUCUGCCAUCCGCCUGCUGUGGAACCUCAUCCAGGCGUCCAGAGGCUACCGCCUGGAGUGGAGGCAGGGCCAGGGAGGCGCCGUGAAGAGCCAGUCCUUCCCUAAGACCACCACCAGGUUCAUGCUGUCAGGCCUGCAGCCCGGCACCGAGUACCUGGUCACCCUGUACACCCUGUACGAGGGCCGCGAGGAGGCCACGCCCGCAUCCACCUCCUCCGCCGUGGACCAGCCGGUGGGCCAGGUAUCGAACCUGCGGGUGGUGGAGUAUCUGGGCAGUACUGUGAGGCUGGGCUGGACCGGGGUGGCCGGAGCCACCCAGUACCGCCUCCUGGUGGUCAACUCAGACGGGGGGACCGAUGACACCCACCUCCUCCCUGGAACCCAGACGACCCUUGACCUCCGGGAGCUGAUCCCGGGCCGCUCCUACGUGGUGACGGUCAGCGCCCUAGUGGGGGGUCAGGAGGGGGACCCCGUCACCGUCCUCAUCCAACCAGAGGAAGGUGUUGGGAGGAUCGGGGAUCUCAGAGUGAUUCAUCUCAACAGUCGGAGAAUGCGUAUUGGCUGGCUGGGUGUUACCGGGGCAACGGGUUACCGAGUAACGUGGAGACAAGGCAACAGUGCGGAGCAGGCCCGGGUCCUGGGAUCGGAGGUGACGGUCUUCACCAUCGAGGGCCUCCAGCCUGACGAGCCUCUGGUGGUGGGCGUGGCGGCGAUGGCGGGGCAGCGCGUGGGGGAGGCGGCCACGCUCUCGGCCCGCACCAACGCCAACGGCAACGGCGGGGGCGUGUCCGGCCUCCGCGUGGUCGAGGCCUCGUCGCAGAGGAUACGCAUCUCCUGGUCACCGUACUCCCGGGCGACGGGAUACAGGGUGGUCUGGCGCCGUGAUGACGGUGUGGAGGUCACUCGUAGUUUGGCUGCCGACACCACCUCCUUCUCCAUCGACGGGCUGCAGGCGGACUCUGCCUACAGGGUGUCUGUGUACACGCUGGCCGGCUCUCGGGAGGGGAACCCCGUCUCUCUCAACGUCCGGACCGAGACGGACCUGCUGGCGGUGGGCACGGUGACCUCGCUCCAGGUGCAGGAGCCCCACGGCGAGGUGAUCCGGGUGACCUGGGUGGGGGUGCAGGGAGCAACGGCCUACCGCGUGACCUGGAGAAGGGUCGACGGCGGAGAGGAGAGCCGGAAGUUGGUCGGGGGAGACGUGACGUCGGUGGAGCUGGACCGGCUGGACCCGGGAGCGCAGUACGAGGUCCAGGUCAUGGCCCUGGUCCAGAACCGGGAGGGCUCCCCCGUCUCGGUCCGGGUCACCACGCCGGUGGGCCCGGCGACGCCCACGCAAGCGGUGACCGGUCUGCGCGUUGCCGAGGUUACGGAGACGGAAGUCCUGCUGGGCUGGGUCCCUGUCCCCGGGGCAACCGGGUACUACCUGAGCUGGAGGAGGGAUGGAGACGCGCCCCCGGGCCAGUCCCUCACGCUGCCCGCCUCCUACACCUCCUACCGGGUGACCGGCCUCCGUCUGGGCCAGCGGUACCGCUUCACCCUGCAGGCCAACGGGGCCCGCGGCCCGGGGCCCGAGGUCGCUGUGGAGGAACGCACCGUGUGUGUCGGGGGCCGCCUGGACGUGGUCUUCCUGGUCCCGGCAUCCCAGGACCGGGCCGGCCUGAGGGAGCAUCUGUUGGCCCUCCUGACCAGCGCCGCCGGGUCUCUGGCCACCCUCGGAGCCCGCGACUCUCAGGUGGGAGUUGUGGUGUAUAGUUCCAGACCCAAAGUCUGGUUCCUGCUCAAUCGCCAUAGCAACCAAGAGACGCUGUUACAAGAAAUCCUGUCCACACCUUUCGACGACACCUCGGGCAAUAACAUUGGCCAGGCGCUGACACUCACGAGUCAGGUCCUACUAAGGUCCUCAUCAGGGCGAAGGGCCAGGGUGCCAGGGGCAGUGGUCAUCAUCUCAGACAGAAAGUCCAGCGACGACAUCACCGGGCCAGCUAGCGCUCUCAGGGCAUCAGGUGUGACGGUGCUGGCGGUGGGCGUGGGGCGGGCCGACGAGCUGGAGCUGCGGCAGGCGGUGACGGACCAGAGCCCCCAGAACCUGCUGACCACGCGGGACGCGGCCCAGCUCGGGGCGCUGCACUCAGACCUGGCCGGCCUGCUGUGUGGCAUCGCCAGAAUACCAGAUGGACCUGGAGGGACAGAGCAGUGCACGGUCCAGUGCCCUCGGGGUGAAAGGGGAGACCGUGGACAGAAGGGGGAGGGAGGGCGAGACGGACUCGACGCACGCAAGGGAGAACCUGGCCGUGACGGGCAGCCUGGACGCGAGGGCCUCCGGGGCCCGGAGGGACGUCAGGGGCCCCCAGGCCGGGUGGACGGGCCCCAAGCUGGGCUGAGGGGGGAGAAGGGGGAUAGGGGCUUCCCGGGCGUCGAUGGGAACCCCGGCCUGCCCGGACGCUCGGGGUCACCUGGAGGGGCGGGGGUGCCGGGCGUGGCGGGACUCCCUGGGGUCAGAGGGGAUCCGGGGGAGCGCGGACUGGCCGGAACACUGGGAUCAAAGGGGGACCGAGGGGAGAGGGGGGAGCCAGGCUCAGUGCUGUCUGGCGGCGGUCUUCCAGGGAGGAAAGGCGAGCCCGGGAUCCCAGGAAUACCAGGGUCCUUGGGUCUGCCAGGCAGCAACGGCGCCAAGGGAUUCACUGGCUCGCCCGGAAUCCCGGGACAAGAUGGACGGCCCGGACUUCCAGGAGCACAAGGCGUCUUCAUCAAGGGGGACAAGGGCAGCACCGGAGAGAGGGGUCCGCCGGGGAGCGGCGGCGGGGGGGCCGGGGCCGGGGACAAGGGCUCCACGGGUGUGACGGGCCCUAUGGGGCCUCAGGGCCCAAGAGGGCUGGCGGGGGCGGCGGGCCCCAAAGGAGACAAGGGAGAGAGCGCCGAGGGGCUGCCAGGCCCAGCAGGGAGGGCCGGAGAACCAGGAGACAGGGGGCCGCGGGGGGCCUCCGGGGAGACGGGCACCAAGGGCGACCGCGGUCAGCCGGGCGAAGGCGGGGCCAAAGGGGACCGGGGCGACCGGGGACCGGCCGGAGAAGCUGGGGAGAGAGGGGAGUCGGGCAAACCAGGGCUGACGGGCCCAGCAGGACUCCGGGGGCUUCCAGGGUCCAGUGGACCGCAGGGCGAGAAGGGAAACGAGGGAGCGCGCGGAGAACCUGGCAGAACUGGUCCUGGCCUCAUGGGGAAGAAAGGGGACCAGGGCGAGCGAGGCUCUGCUGGCCCCGAGGGGCCCACCGCGGAGAACGGGACCCCCGGUGGGAAGGGGGACAAGGGCUCGCCUGGCUCUGGAGCUCCGGGCCAACCUGGGGUCAAGGGAGAGCCUGGAGAUCGGGGUCCAGCGGGCCUUAGCGGCAAGCCGGGAGCAAAGGGGGACUCCGGGGAUCCUGGGGAGCGAGGGGAGAACGGACGGCCCGGACUCCCAGGAAAGAACGGCCUUGUCGGGAAGCAGGGAGAGAAAGGAGACCGAGGGGAGGAGGGCACUCCUGGGGAGUCUGGUCUUCCAGGAAAGAACGGCGAGAGAGGACUAAGGGGCCUGGCGGGUCAGCCUGGACGACUCGGCGACAAAGGGGACCCCGGAGACCCAGGGCUGGGCGGGCGAAACGGAAGUCCUGGAGCUACCGGACCAAGAGGGGAUAAAGGAGAUGAGGGGGCCACAGGCCCUGCUGGACCGCCUGGGAAAGUGCUGGACCUCAUGCCUCAGCUGAAAGGAGAACGAGGAGACAAGGGAGACGCAGGCGACCCCGGAGAGCACGGCAGCAAGGGGCCCCCGGGCGUGGCCGGGGGCCCCGGAGCCCCAGGGAUACGGGGUGUUGAGGGGCAGCGUGGACCUCUGGGAGCCAGAGGCGACAGUGGAGAACGAGGACCCCCUGGGGAGAAGGGGGAGCGAGGUGCUUCUGGUCUGGAUGGACGAGCCGGUCUGGACGGUAAACCAGGGCCGGUCGGGCCCUCUGGCCAGCAGGGAGACGCUGGGAAGCUGGGCAAUCCAGGACGCGAUGGUCUCCCAGGCCUCCGGGGCGACCAGGGACCGUCUGGCCCCUCGGGGCCCCCGGGCAUCCCAGGGACCGCUGGCAAAGCAGGCGACGACGGCAAACCAGGGACCCCGGGCAAAAUGGGAGAGGAAGGCGUACCGGGGGAAGACGGGAGGAAGGGCGACAAAGGAGAAGGAGGAGCCGGUGGACGAGACGGCCGCGACGGACUGAAGGGCGAGCGGGGGCUGGCGGGGCCCUCCGGCCCGGCGGGGGCGGCCGGUCUCCCCGGGGUGCCGGGAGGCAUCGGACCCCCUGGACAGGUGGUGUACGUGAAGGGGGCUGCCGUGGCCCCCGUGGCCGGACCCCAGGGACCCCCCGGAGCCACGGGCGUGUCGGGGUCCCCAGGCGCGAUGGGACCCAGGGGGGAUCGAGGGCCCCAUGGAGCCAAGGGGGACACGGGCGACCCCGGAGAGGACGGAGCGCCGGGAAGACCGGGAACAGCGGUGGAUGUGCAGAAAGCGCUGUCCAACCUGGGGAUCCUGGUGUCGGACCUGAAGGUGGUGGUGGACCGGAGGGACCUCCUCGUGACCCCCCCGGUCCUGAAGCCCCAGAAGGGCCAGCAUGGCGAGCCUGGGGAGCAGGGGAGCCGGGGCCCCACGGGGGCCGACGGUCUCCGCGGCGUGCCGGGGGAGAAGGGCCCUAAAGGAGAUCAGGGGGAGCGGGGCCCGGCCGGGGCCACCGGCCCCACAGGGAGGGCCAUCGGAGAGCGCGGACCAGAAGGGCCCCCCGGACAGGCCGGAGAGCCCGGCAAGCCUGGAAUACCUGGCGUUCCCGGUAGAGCGGGGGAACUGGGAGAGGCUGGGAGGCCUGGGGAGAAGGGCGAGAGAGCGGAGAAAGGAGACAGAGGGGAGACUGGCAAAGCGGGGCUGACCGGGGCAGUUGGCCCCCCGGGUCCAAAGGGCACGUCGGCCGAGGCGGUCGUCACCGGAGCCCCGGGGGUCCGAGGGGUCCCUGGAGUCAUGGGGCCCAAGGGAGAGCCCGGAGCCCCGGGAGCACACGGGUCCAAGGGGGACCGGGGCUUCGCGGGCUCCAGCGGGGAUAAGGGAGAGCGGGGCGAGUCCGGAGAGCGAGGGCGAGACGGGUCUCAGGGGCCCGCAGGAGAACCGGGGAAAACCGGUCAGGAUGGGAAGCCGGGCAUGCCUGGGUUCCCUGGAGUUCUGGGCAGACCGGGAAACCCAGGAGAGAACGGGGUCAGAGGGCCCACAGGUCCGCUUGGCACCAACGGGCCCCCGGGACCCCCUGGAGUGAAGGGCAACAACGGCAACCCAGGGGUGGGAGUCCAGGGUCCCCCCGGGGCCCAGGGGAGCACAGGACUGCCAGGGCCCGCCGGUCUUCCAGGAGCCGUGGGUCCUCAAGGCCCUCCUGGGCUGUCCGGCCAGGUGGGCGAGGGCGGCAAACCAGGGGUCCCCGGGAGGGACGGGGUACCAGGCAAGGAAGGAACCCCGGGACUACCUGGAAAACAGGGCAUCGCUGGACCCUCAGGAGUGCAUGGAUUAAAGGGGGAGCUGGGGGACAGUGGCCCCCCAGGGAAGAUUGUGGCCGGACCCCCGGGGCCCAAAGGACGAGACGGGCUGCCGGGCCAGGCCCUACCCGGGGUGACGGGAGAACGAGGUCUACCCGGUUUUAAGGGCGACAAAGGAGAGAGGGGUCCAGCUGGGAUCAAAGGGGACAGAGCGCUGCCAGGAGAAGACGGCAGCCCCGGAGAAGAUGGGGCCCAGGGUCCAGCCGGACCCAAAGGAGACAAGGGAGAAAAGGGUGUUGGUCUGGCCGGACCCUCGGGCCAGCACGGUCCUCAAGGUUUAAAGGGAGAUCAAGGUCUUCCCGGCCCCGCCGGGCCCCUGGGGGCCAGAGGUCUGUCGGGCAAUGCGGGCCUGGCCGGCCUGAGAGGAGAGGUCGGGGAACCGGGCGCCCCCGGAGCCUCUGGGGAGCGGGGUCUCCCCGGGUUCUCAGGGCGGGUCGGCACCCCGGGGGUUCCCGGUCCGGCCGGGACCCUGGGCCCAGCGGGCGCGCCAGGUCUUGAUGGAGGAAAAGGAGACAAGGGGGAGGUCGGCGUGGGGGUCCCGGGGCUGAGAGGAGAGAGGGGGACCCCAGGCACCAGGGGUGAAGAGGGCCGGGCGGGGGAGAACGGAGAGCGCGGACCCACGGGUCCUGCCGGUAGCCGUGGCGACCGAGGAGACAAGGGAGAGUUGGGACCACAAGGAGACAAAGGAGAAAAGGGGGACACUCUGCUGGUCGGGGGACCCCCCGGAGACAAGGGCAACAAAGGGGAGCUGGGCGACCGCGGCGCCAAAGGGCUGCAGGGCGAGAAGGGCCUGAAGGGCCAGGAGGGGCCUUCGGGAGAGCAGGGUCUGCGGGGGGAGCCCGGAGAGAGGGGGUCCACGGGGUUCCAGGGGGCCCGGGGCCCCGGUGGGCAAAAGGGAGAGGCUGGGCUCCACGGGGUGCCUGGAGAAUCGGGUUCCCCAGGGAAGGACGGACUGUCUGGGCUCCGAGGGGAGAAGGGAGAGAUUGGAUUAAAUGGACCUCGAGGAAUAAAGGGCGACCGCGGGCCCAAGGGAUCCUGUGGAGCGGACGGUGCCAAGGGAGAGAAGGGUGACGGCGGGGCGCACGGGCGGCCAGGCCUCCCGGGGCGGGGGGGAGAGAAGGGAGACGCCGGCCCCACAGGGGCCACUGGGGGCCCGGGGAAGGAGGGACUGAUCGGCCCCAAGGGGGACCGUGGAUUCGACGGAGUGUUGGGGGGCAAAGGGAGUCAAGGAGAGAAGGGUGAACGGGGCCCCCCCGGGACCCCGGGCCCCACCGGCCCCCGGGGCGUCGACGGGGCCGCUGGCCUUACCGGAACCCAAGGCCCCGGUGGGUCCAAGGGCCCCGAAGGGCUCCAGGGACAGAAGGGAGAGAGAGGGCCGGUCGGCCCCGCCAUGACGGGGCCCCGCGGGGUCCCGGGCAUCCCAGGGAUCCGGGGGCAGCAGGGAGAGUUGGGUCCAGAUGGCAUGAAGGGAGAAAGAGGAGACCAGGGCUUGACGGAGGACGACAUCAAAGACUACAUCCGGCUGGAGAUGAGUCAGCACUGCGGUCUAGUCUCAGAACCUCAGUCCCGGCCGGGGGUCCGCAGGCCCGCCGCUGAGCAACAGCUGGCCAGGAAGGUGGAGGACGGCCGGGAGCUGCGCAUGGUGGUGAACACCAAUGACCCGGACUACGAACACAUCUACUCCAUCGAGUCCUACGACGAGCCGGCCGAGAACACGCCCCUCCUGAUGGCCCUGACCAAUCAGAGCGAUGGGGUGACUGAAAGAAUCUUACAAGACAAAAAACUCCCAGUUCAACCAAACAAACCGGCCAGAACCGGCCCAGUGAACCCGGCCCGACCCAGUCCUCUGAACCCAGCCCGACCAGGGCCACUGACCCCGGCCCGCGCUGGCGUUCAGCAGGCGGGGAGGGUCGCGGCACAGGGGGCACGGGGGGCACUGGGGCUGAUCCCAGGGAAGGCCGUUGAGCCCAAGUCAGUCAGGCCCAAGAGGGGCGUCGCCGUGGAAGACCCUGCCGCAGCAGAGCCCUGCCUGCUCCCCAUGGACGAGGGCGACUGCGGCCGCUACUCUCUGCGCUGGUACUUCAACCCGCGCGCGGCCGCAUGCCGACCCUUCAUCUACAGCGGCUGUGGGGGCAACGCCAACCGCUUCCUGGAGCCGGAGGACUGUGAGGAGCGCUGCCUGGAGGGGCCCGCAGGAGGUCCUCCCGGGGAGAUGAUGGAGUGAUGAACGAGGG
Messenger RNA from Gadus chalcogrammus (walleye pollock), 9793 nucleotides. It is a transcript of the gene col7a1, whose product is annotated as collagen, type VII, alpha 1. The coding region runs from base 442 to 9783 and encodes 3113 amino acids. NCBI's taxonomy places the organism in Eukaryota, Metazoa, Chordata, Actinopteri, Gadiformes, Gadidae. The record is from RefSeq and is a predicted model, not a curated record. Gene Ontology annotation, molecular function: protein binding; serine-type endopeptidase inhibitor activity. The transcript has 118 exons.